Pollicipes pollicipes is the source of this 516-nucleotide messenger RNA. RefSeq lists its product as uncharacterized. The record is from RefSeq and is a predicted model, not a curated record. Bases 1 to 516 code for a protein of 171 amino acids. NCBI's taxonomy places the organism in Eukaryota, Metazoa, Arthropoda, Thecostraca, Pollicipedomorpha, Pollicipedidae. The transcript has 4 exons.
AUGGUGGAGCUGCAGGCGGCGGUGGGGGAGAUGAAGACGUCCUUCGCCUCAGCCAUGCGGUGGCUGACGGAGUCUUCGCACGCAGCGGCCGGUCCAGAUACCUUCGGGCCUGCUGGAGUUGGCUGCCCUGAUGAUGAUGACGUCAUCCACACCAUCCGAGGACUGCAGGCGGAGCUAGCCGAAGUGACGGCAGCGGUGCAGCAGCUGCAGCAGGGCCAGAAGGCGACCCGGCGGCAGCUGCGGCUGCUGCUGGACGAGCGGGACGUGCUGCUGGACGAGCUGUGCAGGACGGACAGCGUCUCCGGCCAGACGAGACAACAGCUUUACCGUGCCGGCCUACAGUUUCCGUCCCGAACAUCUAGUGGUUGCCAUAGCAACGACUCGGGUCUGGGCCCGGCGCCCGAAAAGGUGCGGUGGUCGGACCAAGACAGCACAUCGGUCUCAGACGAGCCCUUCGUCUCAACCAUCGUGCAGCAAUAUGUCAACGCCUUGAAACCGGUGGGCAGUGGUUUCUGA